Messenger RNA from Lemur catta (Ring-tailed lemur), 5117 nucleotides. It is a transcript of the gene AHI1, whose product is annotated as Abelson helper integration site 1. Gene Ontology annotation, molecular function: protein binding. The record is from RefSeq and is a predicted model, not a curated record. NCBI's taxonomy places the organism in Eukaryota, Metazoa, Chordata, Mammalia, Primates, Lemuridae. Gene Ontology annotation, cellular component: ciliary basal body. The transcript is spliced from 26 exons. Bases 186 to 3743 code for a protein of 1185 amino acids. Gene Ontology annotation, biological process: motile cilium assembly.
GCCAGGGUCGCUGGCGGCUGGGCUGGCGGCGCGGCCGCCUGAAUCCUGGCCCGUCCUGUUUGGGGUAGGGAGCUGAUUCGCACCGCGCGGGCUGUCGGCUCGAGCUGGACAGACAGCUCUGCGCACUUCUCUUUGAUCCUGAUUGAAUCAAUGCUGUACAUAAAUGUUCUCCAUAAAGCUGAGAUAUGCCCACUGUUGAAAGUGAAGCAAAAGCAAAAACCAAAGUUCGCUUUGAAGAAUUGCUUAAGAUCCAUAAUGAUCUAAUAUGUGAAAGAAAAAAACUGAAGAAAAAACGUGUCAAAUCUAGAGAAAACAUCUCACUUGACACUGUUAAAAGCAAUCUUCAGAAUAUUAAAGAAACUACAAAUGAUGAUGUAAGUGCAACUAGCACUAAUAACCCAGAGAAGAGCAUGCGAGUUACUAAAAACUGCACUAAACUGAGGCAUACACAAUCAGCAACUGAAAAUCCAGAUGAUGAUGUUAGUGUAGAGGAAGACAAACAAGGAAAGCCAAAUAAAAAGGUAAUAAAGACAGUACCUCAAGUGACUGCAGAAAUGGAACCAGAAACUUCUGAGACGGUGGAAUCUACACAUCAGAAAACACAUACAAAGUCACAGCCGGGUGUUGAUCAUCAGAAGAUUGAGAAGGCAAAUGAGGGGAUAGAAAAUAAUAAUUUAGAAGAGCAAGAAGAAUUAUUGCAAACAUAUCAACUCCAAGUAGCUGAAGAAAUGGCAAAGGAGAUCAAGAAGAAAAUAAGAAAGAAACUGAAAGAACAGUUGACUUACUUUCCCUCAAAUACUUUAUUGGACGAUGACAAAUUGAGCAGUAUGCAUGAUGACAAAUUGAGCAGCGAAAAAAGAAAAAAGAAAAAAAAGAAAGUUCCAGUUCUGUCUAAAGCUGAAACAAGUACAUUGAGUGUCUCUGAUGACACAGUUGAAGGUGAACAAAAGGAAGAAUCUCCAGUUGGAACAGUUACUUCAGAUCCUCAUCAAGAUGUUGAAAUUAGCUCAGUGGAACAAAAUGUAGAUGACAACAUGCAAGAUAACACAAAGUCUAAACCAAAAAAAACAAAAAAGGCUAAAGCAGUUCCAGAUGAUAACGAAGAUGUUGAUGGUGAUGGUAUUCAUGAAAUAACAAGCCGGGAUAGUCCAGUUUAUCCCAAAUGUUUGCUUGAUGACGACCUUGUCUUGGGAGUCUACAUUCACCGAACUGAUCGUCUUAAGUCAGAUUUUAUGAUUUCUCACCCAAUGGUAAAAAUUCAUGUGGUUGAUGAGAAUACUGGUCAAUAUGUCAAGAAAGAUGAUAGUGAACGGCCUGUUUCAUCUUACUAUGAAAAAGAGAGUGUGGAUUAUAUUCUUCCUAUUAUGACCCAGCCCUAUGAUUUUAAGCAGUUAAAAUCAAGACUUCCAGAAUGGGAAGAACAAAUUAUAUUUAAUGAAAAUUUUUCCUAUUUGCUUCGAGAUUUUGAUGAGAGUCCUAAAGUCAUCUUGUUCUUUGAGAUUCUUGAUUUCUUAAGCAUGGAAGAAAUUAAGAAUAAUUCUGAGGUUCAAAACCAAGAAUGUGGCUUUCGGAAAAUUGCCUGGGCAUUUCUUAAGCUUCUGGGAGCCAAUGGAAAUGCAAACAUCAAUUCAAAACUUCGCUUGCAGCUGUAUUACCCACCUACUAAGCCUCGGUCCCAAUCAAACGUUGUUGAGGUUUUUGAAUGGUGGUUAAAAUGUCCAAGAAAUCGUUAUCCAUCAACAUUGUAUGUAACUGUAAGAGGACUGAAAGUUCCAGACUGUAUAAAGCCAUCUUACCGCUCUAUGAUGGCUCUUCAGGAGGAAAAACCAGUGUAUUGCGAACGUCACCGUGAGUCAAGUUCAGUAGACAUAGAACCUGGAUUAGAAGAUUCAAAGGAAGUAAUAAAGUGGAAACGACUGCCUGGGCAGGCUUGCCGUAUCCCAAACAAGCACCUCUUCUCACUAAAUGCAGGAGAACGAGGAUGUUUUUGUCUUGAUUUCUCCCACAAUGGAAGAAUAUUAGCAGCAGCCUGUGCUAGCCGGGAUGGAUAUCCAAUUAUUUUAUAUGAAAUUCCUUCUGGACGUUUCCUGAGAGAAUUAUGUGGCCACCUCAAUAUCAUUUAUGAUCUUUGCUGGUCAAAAGAUGAUCGCUAUAUCCUUACAUCAUCAUCCGAUGGCACUGCCAGGAUAUGGAAAAAUGAAAUAAGUAAUACAAAUACUUUCAGAGUUUUACCUCAUCCUUCAUUUGUUUACACGGCUAAAUUCCAUCCAGCUGUAAGAGAGCUCGUGGUUACAGGUUGCUAUGAUUCUAUGAUACGGAUAUGGAAAGUUGAUCUGAGAGAGGAUUCUGCCAUAUUGGUCCGACAGUUUGAUGUUCACAAAAGUUUUGUCAACUCGCUCUGUUUUGAUGCUGAAGGUCAUCACAUGUACUCAGGAGACUGCACAGGGGUGAUUGUUGUUUGGAAUACCUAUGUCAAUGUUAAUGAUUUGCAACAUUCAGUGCACCACUGGUCUAUAAAUAAGGAAAUUAAAGGAACUGAGUUUAAGGGGGUUCCAAUAAGUUAUUUGGAGGUUCAUCCCAAUGGAAAACGUUUGUUAAUCCAUACCAAAGACAGUACUUUGAGAAUUAUGGAUCUCCGGAUAUUAGCAGCAAGGAAAUUUGUAGGUGCAGCAAAUUAUCGGGAGAAAAUUCAUAGUACUUUGACACCAUGUGGGACUUUUCUCUUUGCUGGAAGUGAGGAUGGUAUAGUAUAUGUUUGGAAUCCAGAAACAGGAGAACAAGUAGCCAUGUAUUCUGACCUGCCAUUCAAGUCACCCAUUCGAGAUAUUUCUUAUCAUCCAUUUGAAAAUAUGGUUGCAUUUUGUGCAUUUGGGCAGAAUGAGCCAAUUCUUCUGUAUAUUUAUGAUUUCCAUGUAGCCCAGCAAGAGGCUGAAAUGUUCAAACGCUACAAUGGAACAUUUCCAUUACCUGGAAUACACCAAAGUCAAGAUGCCUUAUGCACCUGUCCUAAGCUGCCCUAUCAAGGCUCUUUUCAGAUUGAUGAAUUUGUCCACACUGAAAAUUCCUCAACAAAGAUGCAGCUGGUGAAACAGAGACUCGAAACUGUCACAGAGGUGAUACGAUCCUGUGCUGCAAAAGUCAACAAAAAUCUCUCGUUUACUUCACCACCACCAGCCUCCUCACGACAGACUAAGUUAAAACAGUCAAACAUGCUGACCACUCAAGAAAUUUUACAUCAGUUUGGUUUCCCUGAGACAGGGAUUACCAGCAUAGAAAGAAAGCCUUGUAACCAUCACACAGAUACAGCACCAACGGUAGUGGCUCUUUAUGACUACACAGCGAAUCGAUCAGAUGAACUAACCAUCCAUCGUGGAGACAUUAUCCGAGUGUUUUUCAAAGAUAAUGAAGACUGGUGGUAUGGCAGCAUAGGAAAGGGACAGGAAGGUUAUUUUCCAGCUAAUCAUGUGGCUAGUGAAACACUCUAUCACGAACUGCCUCCAGAGAUAAAGGAGCGAUCUCCUUCUUUAAGCCCCCAGGAAAAAACUAAAAUGGAAAAACCUCCUUCAGCUCCUCAAAAGCAGUCAGUCCAUAACGACAGGUCCCAGGAUUUCAGAUGGGGCUUAGAGUCUAUGACACGUUCUGAAAUGGGCAAAGAACAGAGCCGUGAGGACCGAGGACACAUAAUGGACAUGCACGUGAAGAAGCGUGAGCAAACAGGCCGAAAAGUCACCCUAACAGAGUAAAGAGUCGAAAAAGAAGGAAGAGAUACCCAAAUGCACAGAGAUGAAAUGACAAAUUAAACCAAAUGGAAUUUCUCUUCAGAGUUCAGAAUUUUCAGAUACUAAGGAAGGAGGGAUCCAAUACUUGUUCUUAGGAAAGACUCUAGAAAAAUCAGAAGCAAGGCAAGUUGUGGGUGGAAAAGUCAAUGUGGCCUUUGAGCUUAGUUGUUAUAAACCAUUGUGAUUGUUGUUGGUCAAAGUAUUGGUAUUUGUAUUAUUAGUAAUUACAUCAAAAUUGCAUUACCAGUGUUGGAAAACUAAUAAAGAAAAAACAUAAUUGCUACUCAGCAAAUGUGAAUAAAAAGUGUUUGCAUUGUUAGGGUGUCUAUUAAGUAAUUGUUUAAUAUUAUUAUAUCUGUAAUGUGGUUAUAUGUGUGAUGUUAUGCUCAGAAUAUGAAGUAUCUGCUUUUGAAAUUAACUUUAUUUAAAAGAUAAGCAGCUUUAGAAUAUUGUGUAUUCAAAAGGUCCCAGUAACAAAGGCAUUAAAAGAAAACAAUUUGCUUUUUUGAAUUAAAAUUUUAUGUUUCUUAUGAAUGAAUCAUAUGUAUAACUUGAUACACCUAAACUAAAAGAGAUUUUUGGCUGAACUAGCAACAGUGUUCCAAAUUUCUUUACUUUUUAAAAAAGGCAUUUUGUAUUUAAGCAUAUAAAUAAUAUGUAGACUUACAUUAUUUUAUAUUUAUUUUAGUAUUUGUUUUUAAAUUAUUACAUUGCAUUAUUUAUUUCUUUAGUUCCAGAGUAACAGUGUUGUCAUGUGACUGUAAGUUUUGAAGUUUGAUAUUAUAAUAGGGAAAUUCUUUUUUUGUUGUUUUUUUUCUUUGACUUUUCUCCUUUCUUAAGUAUGUGAUAGGUCUGUCAAUAAAAUGUUUAACCCCAAGGCAGUCAAAACUAAUAUAAAAUUAGAAAAACUUACCUUCCAAAUUAGACAAUUGAUUCCUUAAAAAUAAGAAGUGAGAAAAACUGUGUUGGGCAUUGAGGUGUAAAUUUUGCCCAGAUGUGUACCCGAUGUGAAAUAUCUUCUGGUAAAAACAUAUAUGGCUCUUAUCCCUGCACAUGUUGUAGAGGCAUAAAAAUUGGUAAACAUGUCCCCGCUGUGUGGAACUUUUUAUAAAAGGCAUUUUCAAAAGUGUUGAGUGUCACUGAUGACUGCUGAAGCCUGCAGCCAUUGGUGCAGAAGUCUGUUCUGAUCGUGUCGAGCUUUCAUUGUUCUGGAUGCACAAGUCUGUGCUUCAGGUACCGCUGGGCCUGGUCAGUUUGAGUCACCCUUGUACAAGCUUGUUCUUUCUGUCUUGUGAAUGCACUUGAUUAUUUAAAAAUAAAAAUAUAUGUCUCUCUGCA